Messenger RNA from Girardinichthys multiradiatus, 1696 nucleotides. It is a transcript of the gene pim2, whose product is annotated as Pim-2 proto-oncogene, serine/threonine kinase. Gene Ontology annotation, biological process: regulation of mitotic cell cycle; negative regulation of apoptotic process; protein autophosphorylation. NCBI's taxonomy places the organism in Eukaryota, Metazoa, Chordata, Actinopteri, Cyprinodontiformes, Goodeidae. Gene Ontology annotation, cellular component: cytoplasm. Gene Ontology annotation, molecular function: ATP binding; protein serine/threonine kinase activity. The coding region runs from base 277 to 1188 and encodes 303 amino acids. The transcript is spliced from 6 exons. The record is from RefSeq and is a predicted model, not a curated record.
AGAGUGGGCGUGCCCGCAGAGAAGCUAUAAAGGGAGAAGAGGCUCUCAGAGGAGCAACACAAGCAGGUACCAGAAAUUGCUGCACAACGUUCAAUUUGGUUCUGAGACCACAGAGCAGAACUCUGAUACGUCUACGCUCUGAAAUUGGACCCGUGGAGCGGGAAACACCCGUAAGCCUGAGACGGAUUUGCUGAAAACGUAUUGGACCAAUAAAAACCGAGGAGUUCCGCCGACACGAUGGAUUUUACCCGCUCCAACUGAUGAAAACGCAGGAAAAUGUUGGAGAAAAGAUCCGUGAAUCUGCAUGUGGAGGAGAAAGAAGGAAAACACGUGAAGGAACCUUUCAGCAAACAGUACCGCUGCGGUCCUCUGCUCGGCAGCGGUGGCUUCGGUUCCGUGUUUUCGGGUCACAGACUCUCAGAUGGACUCCAGGUCGCCAUCAAACAGAUUUCCAGGGACAGUGUUCAACAGUGGGCCAGGCUGCCUGGUGAGCUGAGCCCGGUUCCCAUGGAGAUUGCUCUGCUGCACCGACUCUCUGAGGUCGGGGGUAACGGUGGGGUGAUCCAGAUGCUGGACUGGUUCGAGGUGGAGGGACGGGGCUUCCUGCUGGUGAUGGAGCGGCCACCACAAUGCCAGGAUCUGUUUGACUUCAUCACGGAGCGUGGAGCGCUGCCAGAACGCCUCGCUCUCAGGUUCUUCAGGCAGAUCGUUGAGACUCUGCAGUUCGUGCACUUGCAUGGUGUGGUGCACAGAGAUAUCAAAGAUGAGAACAUUGUAGUGGACACGCGGUCGCUGGAGGUGAAGAUCAUUGACUUUGGGUCUGGGGCGCUGCUGAAGGACGCAGCAUAUGACGAGUUUGAAGGUACGCGGGUCUACAGCCCUCCUGAGUGGGUCCAAGCCCGGACCUACCACGCCAUCCCGCUCACCGUCUGGUCACUUGGUGUGCUGCUCUUUGACAUGGUAUGCGGCGACAUCCCAUUUGAGCGCGACCAGGAAAUCAUCGGGGCCUCGCCCUUCUUUACUCACCGGGUCUCUAAAGAAUGCCAGGCUCUAAUUCGCUGGUGUCUGUCGUUCCGGCCUGAGGACCGCCCUUCCCUGGAGGAAAUCUUGUCUCACUCUUGGAUGGAGGGAGGAGAGGAGGAGGAAGAGGAGGAGGAGUGCAGCUCAGUGCCUAGCUCGUCACUGUGAAUCUGAGUUGGAUCAGAACCAGAUAUGAAGUCACUUUAACUUCACUGAGAUGCUCCUCGUCAAUGAUGAGCCUUUAUUUAUUGAUUAUUUAUUAGUUUCUGAUCAGUCCACGCUCUUCAUCCUCACCCUGCUGGCUGGAAUCAGCAGAUGUAAUCUGGGAACUGUGGCUAGAUGGACUGAUGAGGAGGAGGAGAUGCUGAACUUUUUGGCUGAACAGUUAUUUUUUUUGGUCUCAUUAAAGCUGAAUAAUUUUUGUUCGGCUGAAUUUUGAAAAACUGAAAAACUUUGUUGCUCUGCCUCAGAUGUUUGUCUUCACAUCUGCAGCUGGAAGAGUCUUCCAGCUGCAGGAAUGAUGUUCAGUUCAGAGGCACAGCAGUAAAUAUGCAUGUAUUCCUUCAAAGUGGCUUUGGUGCCACUUGUCUCUGUUUAUUUACAUUAAAUAACAAGAAGUUCCGGAUCAAUGUUAAAGGUUCCCAUCUUUGAAUAAAAAAACUAUUUCAGACUCUGA